Messenger RNA from Drosophila ananassae, 7799 nucleotides. It is a transcript of the gene beta-Spec, whose product is annotated as spectrin beta chain. Bases 445 to 7371 code for a protein of 2308 amino acids. Gene Ontology annotation, biological process: neuron development; actin cytoskeleton organization. Gene Ontology annotation, molecular function: actin filament binding; phospholipid binding; structural constituent of cytoskeleton. The record is from RefSeq and is a predicted model, not a curated record. Gene Ontology annotation, cellular component: plasma membrane; cell projection; cortical actin cytoskeleton. Lineage: Eukaryota; Metazoa; Arthropoda; Insecta; Diptera; Drosophilidae. The transcript has 8 exons.
CGGCCGCUCUGCCGAACGUAUCUCUGCCGCAGGCGGAGAGAAGCGCCAAGAAAGCCUUAAGUAACAUUUGCGUCAGUUCGGUUGGUGAUAAAAACGAAAAACGAAAACUGAAAACUGAAAACCGAAAACCGAAAUGGUCGGAACGGCAAUCGCCUAAUCGGAGAUACACUCUUACCCACACAGGGGCAGCCUGAGUGCCAACCUGAGUGCCAGUGGCCGUGUUGACUCUCUUCUAAAGGCAACACAUUCGGUUUGGACUCAAGGGAUACACUGAAAACGCAGGAAAGCAAUACGAACCCGAACGAAACGAGGCGGAGAGGCGAGCUCCCAAGGACACGAAUAUAGACACCUCACUCUAUAUACUAGAACACUAGGACACCACACACCCGACCCCACAAACGAAAGCACUGUGGAAACUGUAGAAGCUAUCACCAGAACCAAACCAUGACGACGGACAUCUCGAUUGUUCGCUGGGAUCCCAGCCAGGGUCCCGGAAACGAGUACAUCGACGAGUACGAGUACGACGGGGGCAACUCCAGCUCCCGGCUGUUCGAGCGCUCCAGGAUCAAGGCCCUGGCCGAGGAGCGCGAGAGCGUCCAGAAAAAGACCUUCACCAAGUGGGUGAACUCGCACCUGUGCCGGGUGAACUGCCGGAUCGCUGACCUCUACGUGGACAUGCGGGACGGCAAGCACCUGAUCAAGCUGCUGGAGGUGCUGUCCGGCGAGAGGCUUCCCAAGCCCACCAAGGGCAAGAUGAGGAUCCACUGCCUGGAGAACGUGGACAAGGCGCUGCAGUUCCUGCGGGAGCAGCGCGUUCACCUGGAGAACAUCGGCUCCCACGACAUCGUCGACGGCAAUGCUUCCCUCAACCUGGGCCUGAUUUGGACCAUCAUCCUGCGCUUCCAGAUCCAGGACAUCACCAUCGAGGAGGUCGACAACAAGGAGACCAAGUCGGCCAAGGACGCCCUGCUGCUGUGGUGCCAGAUGAAGACCGCCGGCUACCACAACGUCAACGUGCGCAACUUCACCACCUCGUGGCGCGACGGCCUGGCCUUCAACGCCAUCAUCCACAAACACCGUCCGGACCUGGUCCAGUUCGAGAAGCUGUCGAAGACGAACGCCAUCCACAACCUGAACAACGCCUUCGACGUGGCCGAGGACAAGCUGGGCCUGGCCAAGCUCCUCGACGCCGAGGACGUCUUCGUGGAGCACCCCGACGAGAAGUCGAUCAUCACCUACGUGGUCACCUACUACCACUACUUCAGCAAGCUCAAGCAGGAGACGGUCCAGGGCAAGAGGAUCGGCAAGGUGGUCGGCAUCGCCAUGGAGAACGACAAGAUGAUCCAGGACUACGAGCACUUCACCAGCGACCUGCUCAAGUGGAUCGAGACCACCAUUCAAUCGCUCGGCGAGCGCGAGUUCGAGAACUCCCUGGCCGGAGUCCAGGGCCAGCUGGCCCAGUUCUCCAACUACAGGACGAUCGAGAAGCCACCCAAGUUCGUGGAGAAGGGCAACCUGGAGGUGCUGCUCUUCACCCUGCAGUCGAAGAUGCGGGCCAACAACCAGAAGCCCUACACCCCCAAGGAGGGCAAGAUGAUCUCCGACAUCAACAAGGCCUGGGAGCGCCUCGAGAAGGCCGAGCACGAGCGCGAGCUGGCGCUGCGCGAGGAGCUCAUCCGGCAGGAGAAGCUGGAGCAGCUGGCCGCCCGCUUCGACCGCAAGGCCUCCAUGCGGGAGACCUGGCUGUCCGAGAACCAGCGCCUCGUCAGCCAGGACAACUUCGGUUUCGAUCUGGCUGCCGUGGAGGCCGCCGCCAAGAAGCACGAGGCUAUCGAGACGGACAUUUUCGCGUACGAGGAGCGUGUCCAAGCGGUGGUGGCCGUGUGCGAUGAGCUGGAGUCCGAGAGGUACCACGACGUCAAGAGGAUACUUUUGCGCAAGGACAACGUGAUGCGCCUGUGGACAUACCUUCUGGAGCUGCUCCGAGCGCGUCGCAUGCGCCUGGAGAUCUCCCUGCAGCUGCAGCAGAACUUCCAGGAGAUGCUCUACAUCUUGGACAACAUGGAGGAGAUUAAGCAGCUGCUCAUGACCGACGACUACGGCAAGCACCUGAUGGGCGUGGAGGACCUGCUGCAGAAGCACUCCCUCGUCGAGGCCGACAUCAACAUCCUGGGCGAGCGCGUCAAGGUGGUGGUGCAGAACUCGCAGAAGUUCCUCAGCGACGACCCCGAGUCCUACAAGCCCUGCGACCCGGAGAUCAUCGUCUCCCGCGUCCAGCAGCUGGAGGACGCCUACGCAGAACUCGUGCGUCUGGCCGUGGAGCGCAGGAGUCGCCUGGAGGAGAGCCGCAAGCUCUGGCAGUUCUAUUGGGACACCGCCGACGAGGAGAACUGGAUCAAGGAGAAGGAGCAGAUCGUGUCGACCGACGAGAUCGGCCACGACCUGACCACCGUCAACCUGCUGCUCAGCAAGCACAAGGCCCUCGAGUCGGAGAUCACCUCGCAUGACCCCCAGCUGCAGAACGUGGCCAAGGUGGGCGCCGAGCUGAUCACCGAAGGCCACUUCGGAGCCGACCGCAUCAAGGACCGCUUGAAGGAGAUCUUGUCCAAGUGGGACCACCUGCUGGACCUCACCAAGUACCGCCGCCAGCGCCUGGAGAACGCCGUCGAGUACUUCCAGCUGUUCGCCGACGCCGACGACGUGGAUAACUGGAUGCUGGACACGCUGCGCAUCGUUUCCAGCGAGGACGUCGGCCGGGACGAGGCCAACGUGCAGUCGCUGCUGAAGAAGCACAAGGACGUGGCCGACGAGCUGAAGAACUAUGCCGAGGUGAUCGACGCACUGCACAAGCAGGCCGAGACCCUGAAGCUCAACGAGGCGGAGAAGGCGAACGUGGACAAGCGGCUGGAGGCGAUCGACAGCCGGUACAAGGAGCUCACCGAGCUGGCAAAGCUCCGCAAGCAGCGCCUGCUGGACGCCCUCAGCCUCUACAAGCUUAUGUCCGAGGCCGACGGCGUGGAGCAGUGGAUCAAGGAGAAGACCAAGAUGCUGGACACGAUGACGCCGGGCAAGGACAUCGAGGACGUGGAGAUCAUGAAGCACCGCUUCGAGGGCUUCGACAAGGAGAUGAACGCCAACGCCUCCAGGGUGGCCGUCGUCAACCAGCUGGCCCGCCAGCUGCUCCACGUGGAGCACCCCAAUUCGGACGAGAUCCUGGAGCGACAAAACCACCUCAACCAGGAGUGGUCGGCCCUGCGCGAGAAGGCCGAGGCCAAGAUGGACGACCUGAAGUCUGCCCACGGCGUGCAGACCUUCUACAUCGAGUGCCGCGAGACUAUCUCGUGGAUCGAGGACAAGAAGCGCAUCCUGACCGAGACCGACAGCCUGGAGAUGGACCUCACCGGAGUGAUGACUCUGCAGCGCCGUCUCAGCGGCAUGGACCGCGACCUAGCCGCCAUUCAGGCUAAGCUUUCCAGCCUGGAGCGGGAGGCGAACAGCAUCGAGGACGAGCACCCGGAGGAGGCGCAGCUGAUCCGCGAGCGCAUCGCCCAAAUCGAGCUGAUCUGGGAACAGCUCACCCAGAUGCUCAAGGAGCGCGACUCGAAGCUGGAGGAGGCCGGCGACCUGCACCGGUUCCUGCGCGACCUGGACCACUUCCAGACCUGGCUGACCAAGACCCAGACGGACGUGGCCUCCGAGGACACGCCCACCUCGCUGCCAGAGGCCGAGAAGCUGCUCAACCAGCACCAGUCCAUCCGCGAGGAGAUCGACAACUACACCGAGGACUACAAGAACAUGAUGGAGUACGGCGAGCGACUGACAUCCGAGGGCAACACCUCCGACGACCCGCAGUACAUGUUCCUGCGGGAGCGCCUGAACGCCCUCAAGGACGGCUGGGAGGAGCUGCACCAGAUGUGGGAGAACAGGCAGGUGCUGCUGUCGCAGAGCCUCGACCAGCAGCUCUUCAACCGCGACGCCCGCCAGACGGAGGUGCUGCUCAGCCAGCAGGAGCACUUCCUCAGCAAGGACGACACCCCGGUGAACCUGGAGCAGGCCGAGAACCAGCUGAAGCGCCACGAGGCCUUCCUCACCACCAUGGAGGCCAACGACGACAAGAUCAACACGCUGCUCCAAGUGGCCGAUACCCUCGUGGAGAAGGACCACUUCGACGCGGACAAGAUCGGCAAACGGGCCGAGAACAUCACCGGACGGCGGGACGACAACCGGCAGAGGGCCCUGGAGCAGCACGAGAAGCUGAAGAACCAGGUGAAGCUGCACGAGUUCCUCCAGGACCUGGAGGAGCUGGCCGAGUGGGUGCAGGAGAAGUACGCCACGUCCCAGGACGAGACCUACAGGAGCGCCAAGACCAUCCACUCGAAGUGGACGCGCCACCAGGCGUUCGAGGCCGAGAUAGCCGCCAACAAGGAGCGCCUGUACGAGGCCGAGAAGUCCGCUCAGGAACUGUCGAAGGAGAAGCCCGAGUUCAAGGACGUGAUCGAGCCGAAGCUGAAGGAGCUGGCCAAGCAGUUCGACGACCUGGAGGUGCAUACCAAGGAGAAGGGCGCCAUGCUGUUCGACGCCAACCGCGAGGUGCUCGUCCAGCAGACCUGCGACGACAUCGACUCCUACAUCACCGACCUGGAGAAGCAGAUCGUCAGCGGCGACACGGCCAAUGACCUCACCUCGGUGAACAUCCUGAUGCAGAAGCAGCAGGUCAUCCAGACCCAGAUGGCGGUGAAGGCGCGCCAGGUGGAGGAGAUCGACAAGCAGACCGAGUACCUGCAGAAGACGGUGCCCGAGGAGAAGAUAGAGCCGAUCGUGGUGAAGAAGACCGCCGUGCUGGAGCGCUUCGAGAAGAUCAAGGCGCCGCUGCUGGAGCGCCAGAAGGCCCUCGAGAAGAAGAAGGAGGCCUUCCAGUUCUGCCGCGACGUCGAGGACGAGAAGCUCUGGAUCGACGAGAAGCUGCCGGUGGCCAACUCCUCGGACUACGGCAACUCCCUCUUUAACGUGCACGUCCUCAAGAAGAAGAACCAGUCGCUGGCCACCGAGAUCGACAACCACGAGCCGCGCAUCAAUGCCAUCUGCAACAACGGCCGCAAGCUGAUCGACGAGGGCCACGAGGACGCCAAGAAGUUCGAGGCCCUGAUCAGCGACCUCACCCAGAAGUGGCAGGAGCUGAAGGACGCCAUCGAGAACCGGCGCAAGCACCUGCUCGAGUCGGAGAAGGUGCAGCAGUACUUCUUCGACGCCCAGGAGGCCGAGUCGUGGAUGAGCGAGCUGGAGCUCUACAUGAUGGUGGAGGACCGCGGCAAGGACGAGAUCAGCGCCCAGAACCUGAUGAAGAAGCACGAGAACCUGGAGCAGUCCGUCGAGGACUACGCCAACACCAUCCGCCAACUGGGCGAGGUGGCGCGCCAGUUCAACGGCGACGACAUCUCCUCCGGCGACGCGGUGGCCGUCAAGCAGUCGCAGCUGGACAAGCUCUACGCCGGACUCAAGGACCUGGCCGGCGAGCGCAGGGCACGCCUCAACGAGGCCCUCCAGCUGUUCAUGCUCAGUCGGGAGGUGGACGACCUGGAGCAGUGGAUCACCGACCGCGAAGUGGUGGCCGGCUCCCAGGAGCUGGGCCAGGACUUCGACCACGUCACACUGCUGUCGGAGCGCUUCAACGAGUUCGCGCGGGACACGGAGGCCGUGGGCGGCGAGCGGGUGGCAAAGGUCAACGGCAUCGCCGACAACCUCAUCCAAGCCGGACACUCCGACUCGGCCACGAUCGCCGAGUGGAAGGACAACCUGAACGAGUCGUGGCAGGAUCUGCUCGAGCUGAUCGAGACCCGCACCCAGAUGCUGGCUGCCUCGCGGGAGCUGCACAAGUUCUUCCACGACUGCAAGGAUGUGCUGGGCCGCAUCCUGGAGAAGCAGCACGGCGUCUCCGACGAGCUGGGCCGUGACGCCGGCUCCGUUUCGACGCUGCAGCGCAAGCACCACAACUUCCAGCAGGACCUGACCACACUCUACUCCCAGGUGCAGCAGAUCCAGGACGAGUCCGCCAAGCUGCAGGACGCCUACGCCGGCGACAAGGCUAAGGAGAUCACCAACCGCGAGAAGGAGGUGCUGCACGCCUGGGAGAACCUGCAGGCGAUGUGCGACGCUCGCAAACAGAAGCUGGCCGACACCGGCGACCUCUUCCGCUUCUUCAACAUGGUACGCAUCCUGAUGAUCUGGAUGGAGGACCUCGUCCGCCAGAUGAACACCUCCGAGAAGCCGCGCGACGUCUCCGGCGUGGAGCUGCUGAUGAACAACCACCAGAGCCUAAAGGCCGAAAUAGACACCCGGGAGGACAACUUCGGGGCCUGCAUUUCGCUAGGCAAGGAGCUGCUGACCCGCAACCACUACGCCUCCUCUGAUAUUAAGGACCGCCUCCUGCAGCUGAGCAACAGCCGCAACGCCCUGCUCCGCCGCUGGGAGGAGCGCUGGGAGAACCUCCAGCUGAUCUUGGAGGUCUACCAAUUCGCCCGAGACGCUGCCGUGGCCGAGGCCUGGCUGAUCGCCCAGGAACCCUACCUUCUCUCCUCGGAACUGGGCCACACCAUCGACGAGGUGGAGAACCUGAUAAAGAAGCACGAGGCCUUCGAGAAGUCCGCCGCCGCCCAGGAGGAGCGCUUCAGUGCUCUUGAGCGUUUGACAACAUUUGAGCUUAAGGAAAUGAAGAGGCGCCAGGAGCUGGCGGAGGAGGCCGAAAGACAGAGGAUCAAGGAGGAGCAGGAGGCCAAGGCCGUCUCUGAGGCGGCGGAACAGGCCAAACGAGAGGCUGAGCGGCGCGACGACGUGGAUGUUGGAGCUUCGCACGACGACUCCGCCGCGAAAGACACCGCCGUCGAAUUCGAGCGUGUUGUCGAGAUCCAAACAGAACGAGGAGCUACACCAUCUGCUGGCGAAGGCCAGGAGGGCUAUGUGACACGGAAGCACGAGUGGGACUCGACCACCAAAAAGGCCUCCAACCGAUCCUGGGAUAAGGUUUACAUGGCUGCCCGGGGUGGACGCAUUUCGUUCUUCAAAGAUCAGAAGGGUUACAAGAGUAAUCCCGAAUUGACCUUCCGCGGCGAGCCCAGCUACGAUCUGCAGGGAGCCUCCAUUGAAAUUGCCAAUGACUACACCAAGAAGAAGCACGUAUUGCGAGUCAAGCUCUCCAAUGGCGCAGAGUUCUUACUGCAGGCCCAUGACGACACCGAGAUGUCCCAGUGGGUGUCCAGCCUGAAGGCCCAGAGCGAUUCGGCAGCGGUGGCCGCCAGCAGGUCCCAGACCCUGCCCGCCACCUCACAAAAGGACGAACCAAAGCGCAGAUCGUUUUUUACUUUAAAGAAAAAGUAAACUAAUGCUAGAGGACACUCUCUUACACACACCCUGCCCCCCACACACAUAAGCAAGAGCAGCUAAUUAAAAAAAUGCAAAAACGACAAAUUAUACACAAAGAUUAAGAGGACGCAAGAAAUAUAUAUAUUUUUUUUCAUAUAUUUAAACUUAUUUCGUAAUGAGAAGUAAAAGAAAACAAAAGCUACAAAAACUUGCAAGAAACGAGCAAAACGUAAACAAUUAUUAUUAUGCUUAUCAAAUUUGCACGAUAAAUACUGCUAUUAUGAUUAAACGUAUGUAUCUUAUUUAUUUAAACAAAUACAAGGUAAUAUAAUGAUAAAACAAAACAAAAAAAUACAAAAAACAAACAAAAUGUUUGAGGAAAAGAACUCGUGUAUGCAUUUCAAUGUAUUCGAUAAAUAAACGAAAUAUUCCUUUAAAGUACA